Closterium sp. NIES-65 is the source of this 2574-nucleotide messenger RNA. The record is from the annotation of a GenBank genome assembly. NCBI's taxonomy places the organism in Eukaryota, Viridiplantae, Streptophyta, Zygnematophyceae, Desmidiales, Closteriaceae.
AUGCCGGGGAGCGGCGAGACGGCCAUAGGCAUCGAUUUAGGCACAACGUACAGCUGCGUGGGCGUGUGGCAGCAUGACCGGGUUGAGAUUAUAGCGAAUGACCAGGGGAACCGCACCACGCCCUCGUUUGUAGCAUUCACUGACACGGAGAGGCUGAUUGGCGACGCUGCUAAAAAUCAAGUGGCUAUGAACCCCACCAACACGGUGUUUGAUGCCAAGCGUCUCAUUGGGCGGCAUGCCAAGCGUCUCAUCGGGCGGCGUUUCUCGGACCCUACUGUGCAAGCCGACAUGAAGCACUGGCCGUUCAAGGUCUUUUCCGGUCCCGGGGACAAACCCAUGAUAGAGGUCCGAUACAAGGCCGAGCGCAAGCAAUUUGCACCCGAGGAAGUUUCCUCGAUGGUUCUCACCAAGAUGAAGGAAAUCGCCGAGACGUUUCUCGGAAAGAAGAUUAAAGAUGCGGUGGUGACGGUCCCGGCCUAUUUCAACGACUCGCAGCGGCAGGCGACGAAAGACGCGGGCGUUAUAGCGGGUCUGAAUGUAAUGAGGAUAAUUAACGAGCCGACGGCGGCGGCUAUCGCGUAUGGGUUGGAUAAGAAGGCAAGCCGCAAGGGCGAGAAUAAUGUGCUGAUUUUUGAUCUGGGCGGCGGGACGUUUGAUGUGUCGAUUCUGAGUAUCGAGGAGGGGAUUUUCGAGGUGAAGGCGACGGCGGGGGAUACCCAUUUGGGAGGGGAGGAUUUUGACAACCGGCUUGUCAGCUUCUUUGUGCAGGUGAGUGAAGGCUAUCAGGUGAGUGAAGGCUAUCAGGUGAGUGAAGGCUAUCAGGUGAGUGAAGGCUAUCAGGUGAGUGAAGGCUUUCAGGUGAGUGAAGGCUUUCAGGUGAUUGAAGGCUUUCAGGUGAGUGAAGGCUUUCAGGUGAGUGAAGGCUAUCAGGUGAGUGAAGGCUUUCAGGUGAUUGAAGGCUUUCAGGUGAGUGAAGGCUUUCAGGUGAGUGAAGGCUUUCAGGUGAGUGAAGGCUUUCAGGUGAGUGAAGGCUUUCAGGUGAGUGAAGGCUUUCAGGUGAUUGAAGGCUUUCAGGUGAGAUGGUCGUCGCUGGUGUGGAAAGUUCAAGCGCAAGCACCAGAAGGACAUCAGCAGCUUCCCCCGCGCCAUUCCCUGCCUCUAAACUGCGUGACCACCCUUGCUCCCAACCCACCCUGCCGUCAUCCCCCCACCCUUCCCUCAUCCCCACCACACACCCCCUCCCCCACCAACAGGAGUUCAAGCGCAAGCACACGAAUGACAUCAGCAGCAACCCCUUCCCACUCUCUCCAUCCUUCACUUGAUUACCCCUGCCACCCCACCCCACCCCACCACUCUCAGGAGUUCAAGCGCAAGCACAAGAAGGACAUCAGCAGCAACCCCCGCGCUAUUCGCCGCCUCAAGACUGCCUGCGAGCGCGCCAAGCGCACACUCUCCUCCACGGCACAGACGACCAUCGAGAUCGACUCUCUCUACGAGGGGAUCGACUACUACAGCACCAUCACUCGUGCUCGAUUCGAGGAGCUGAACAUGGACCUGUUCCGGAAGAGCAUGGAGCCGGUGGAAAAGUGUCUGUCAGACGCCAAGCUGAGCAAGUCCCAGAUCCAUGAUGUCGUUCUCGUGGGCGGUUCUACCCGCAUCCCCAAGGUGCAGCAGCUGCUGCAAGACCUCUUCCACGGGAAGGACCUCUGCAAAAGCAUCAACCCCGACGAGGCCGUCGCAUACGGCGCAGCCGUGCAAGCAGCGAUUCUCACCGGUCAGGGCAGCGAGCGCGUGCAAGACCUGCUGUUGCUGGAUGUGACUCCGCUCUCCCUCGGUCUCGAGACAGCCGGAGGGGUGAUGACGGUGCUGAUCCCGCGAAACACGACGAUUCCGACGAAGAAAGAGCAGGUGUUCUCGACGUUUUCGGACAACCAGCCGGGGGUGCUGAUUCAGGUGUACGAGGGGGAGCGGGCUCGGACCAAGGACAAUAAUCUCCUGGGGAAAUUCGAGCUGUCGGGUAUCCCGCCGGCGCCGAGGGGGAUCCCGCAGAUUAGUGUCACUUUUGACAUUGACGCGAACGGGAUUUUGAACGUUAGCGCGGAGGAUAAGACGACUGGGCACAAGAAUAAGAUCACGAUCACGAAUGAUAAGGGGAGGUUGAGCAAGGAGGAUAUAGAGCGGUUGGUGCAGGAAGCAGAGCGGUACAAGGAGGAGGACGAGCAGGUGAAGAAGAAGGUUGAAGCAAAGAAUGCUCUCGAGAAUUACACUUAUAACAUUCGGAACAUCAUCCGGGAUGAGAACGUGGGCUCCAAGCUCCCAGCAGGGGACAAGAAGAAGGUGGAGGAUGCGGUUACCAGCACCGUCGAGUGGCUGGAUCACAACCAGCUGGCGGAGGUGGAUGAGUUCGAGGACAAGCAGAAGGAGCUGGAAGGGAUUUGUUCGCCGAUCUUCUCCCGCAUGUAUCAGCAGGGAGGGGGAGGAGGAGGGAUGGGUGGUGAUGAGCCGAUGGGCGGUGCUGGUCCUGGUGGUGCUGCUGGUGGCGAGAAGGGUCCUAAGAUCGAGGAGGUGGAUUAG